GAAACUAAAAUAGUGGGUCAAAAAGAGGGAAACCCCCAGUGCUUUCCACGGUCCUGUCGAUAACUUGCGCUGAGACCCUUGGCUUUGCGACCUUGGCUGUUCUUCGCUGAGCGCCGCCGCCAGCCUGAGCGAGUUCACGUUAAAAAUUCAGAUUGAGUUGUCUUAAAAGUCACAAACCUAUACCCACCCACCCACAUGGGAACACAGCAGUUGUGGAGGUGGAGACAGGAAGAACCAGAAUCAGAGUUCAAAUAUGCCAGAAAAUCUGGGUUCUAAAUUCUUAUGUAAGUCAGAGAGUAACUGACCAACAGCUGUGAGACACUGGGCACUUGAACAUUCACUGUAAACUUUGGCACAGAUCACUUACUUCUCUGAAGACUGGAUCCAACAAGCAUAAUGAAUACAAGAAUGUGCUAUGGUAGCAUGCUGAAUUCCAGACAAACCCAAGAAUUCCGUACAGCUGGGGAAGGAGGCCCAACUCCUGAGAUGGUCUUAGAAGCAGAACUGAUAGAUCUUAGGGAAAGUGAUGAAAUAGUUGACCUCACCUGUGAAUCCCUAGAACCUACAGUGAUUGACCUAACUUGCCAUGACUCUGUUGUGAUUACUGAAGAAAGGAGGUGGCCAGGGGGAAAUACAAGGUCACUCCAAGGCCAAAUUGGCAGCUAUGUGGUGAGCAGUGAUAAGGAGGAGUUGAUGAGAAACAGAGAUGUGUAUGUAACCAACAGUACCUGUCAUAAUGCCCUGGAAGAAGAAGCUUUAAGUUGCACACAGCCUGGUUAUCUCCGGUGUCGAAUUUGUAUGGAUGGGUACUUGGAGAUUGAACUGAGUAGGCGACACAUUUACUCUACAGAAUGUGGCCACAUCUUCUGUAGUCAGUGCCUCUGCACUUCCCUUAAAUAUAAUAAAAAAUGCCCAGUUUGUUUGAAAAAACUCAACUGCUAUCAGUACCACCGCAUUUAUAUAUGAGGUGUGCUGUGUCAUUCAGGACAGAUAGAACCCUUGGCAUGGAAAUGUCCUUGUGCAGAAACUAUGGGUUGUUGGCAUCCAAUACACUGGACUCAAAAAGCCUGCUUUUAAAAAUUGUUCUCUGGAGUAUAUAAAAAACUCUUUCAUUUCUCACACGCUAUGAGACUGCUUUUUGAUUUCUUUAGUUUCAUGCUUCAGGGCUGGACUUUGGUUGUCAUAUUGUGCCAGAGACUAGUGGCUGUCCUCAAAGCAAUUUUUCCUUUUUUCUUAUAGUAAUCAAUUUACAAUCAAUUUUUAACUGACCACACAUGGGCAUUUUGGAUCAUCUAACAAGGGCAACAUCCUAGAGGUAGUGGAGCAAGUGGAUGGAAGGAAUCUGGGAGACUGACAACUUUGCAAGUCAGAGCCACCAUACAAAUUUGGACUUUUACUUGAGAGAUAAAUAAACGUUAUUCUUGUUUAAGCAACCA
Zalophus californianus (California sea lion) is the source of this 1436-nucleotide messenger RNA. RefSeq names its product E3 ubiquitin-protein ligase RNF4-like. The record is from RefSeq and is a predicted model, not a curated record. The transcript is spliced from 2 exons. NCBI's taxonomy places the organism in Eukaryota, Metazoa, Chordata, Mammalia, Carnivora, Otariidae. Bases 397 to 966 code for a protein of 189 amino acids. Gene Ontology annotation, molecular function: transcription factor binding. Gene Ontology annotation, biological process: positive regulation of transcription by RNA polymerase II.